GGGGAAGCUCAGUACGCAGGCGCAGCUCCCUGGCUCCGCUCGCCCCGGCGGUCCGGCCCAGCUCUCGCGGACAAGUCCAGACAUCGCGCGCCCCCGGCCUCCGGGACCGCCCCCUCCCACCUCUCGGCGUCGUCGAAGAUAAACAAUAGUUGGCCGGCGAGCGCCCAGUGUGUCUCCCGCCGCCGGAUUCGGCGGGCUGCGUGGGACCGGCGGGAUCCCGGCCAGCCGGCCAUGGCGGGGCUGUACUCGCUGGGAGUGAGCGUCUUCUCUGACCAGGGCGGGAGGAAGUACAUGGAGGACGUUACUCAAAUCGUUGUGGAGCCCGAACCGACGGCUGAAGAAAAGCCCUCGCCGCGGCGGUCGCUGUCUCAGCCAUUGCCUCCGCGGCCGUCGCCACCCGCUCCACCCGGCGGCGAAGUCUCGGGGAAAGGCCCAGCGGUGGCAGCCCGAGAGACUCGCGACCCUCUACCGGACGCCGGGGCCUCGCUGGCGCCUGGCCGUUGCUGCCGCCGCCGUUCCUCCGUGGCCUUUUUCGCUGUGUGCGACGGGCACGGCGGGCGGGAGGCGGCACAGUUUGCCCGGGAGCACUUGUGGGGUUUCAUCAAGAAGCAGAAGGGUUUCACUUCGUCCGAGCCGGCGAAGGUUUGCGCUGCCAUUCGCAAAGGCUUUCUCGCUUGUCACCUCGCCAUGUGGAAGAAACUGGCGGAAUGGCCAAAGACUAUGACAGGUCUUCCCAGCACAUCAGGGACAACUGCCAGUGUGGUCAUCAUACGGGGCAUGAAGAUGUAUGUAGCUCACGUAGGUGACUCAGGGGUGGUUCUUGGAAUUCAGGAUGACCCAAAGGAUGAUUUUGUCAGAGCUGUGGAGGUGACACAGGACCAUAAGCCAGAACUUCCCAAGGAAAGAGAACGAAUCGAAGGACUUGGUGGGAGUGUGAUGAACAAGUCUGGAGUGAAUCGUGUAGUCUGGAAACGACCUCGGCUCACUCACAAUGGACCUGUUAGAAGGAGCACAGUUAUUGACCAGAUUCCUUUUCUGGCAGUAGCAAGAGCACUUGGUGAUUUAUGGAGUUAUGAUUUCUUCAGUGGUGAGUUUGUGGUGUCACCUGAACCAGACACAAGUGUCCACACUCUUGACCCUCAGAAGCACAAGUAUAUUAUAUUGGGGAGUGAUGGACUUUGGAAUAUGAUUCCACCUCAAGAUGCCAUCUCAAUGUGCCAGGACCAAGAGGAGAAAAAAUACCUGAUGGGUGAGCACGGACAAUCUUGUGCCAAAAUGCUUGUGAAUCGAGCAUUAGGCCGCUGGAGACAGCGUAUGCUCCGAGCAGAUAACACUAGUGCCAUAGUAAUCUGCAUCUCUCCAGAAGUGGACAAUCAGGGAAAUUUUACCAAUGAAGAUGAGUUAUAUCUGAACCUGACUGAUAGCCCUUCCUAUAAUAGUCAAGAAACCUGUGUGAUGACUCCUUCCCCAUGUUCUACACCACCAGUAAAGUCACUGGAGGAGGAUUCAUGGCCACGACUGAACUCCAAGGACCAUAUACCUGCCCUGGUUCGUAGCAAUGCCUUCUCAGAGAAUUUUUUAGAGGUUCCAGCUGAGAUAGCUCGAGGGAAUGUCCAGGGUGUAGUCAUGCCCUCAAAAGAUCCAGAACCACUUGAAGAAAAUUGUGCUAAAGCCCUGACUUUAAGGAUACAUGAUUCUUUGAAUAAUAGCCUGCCAGUUGGCCUUGUGCCUACUAAUUCAACAAACACUGUCAUGGACCAAAAAAAUUUGAAGAUGUCAACUCCUGGCCAAAUGAAAGCCCAAGAAAUUGAAAGAACCCCUCCAACAAACUUUAAAAGGACAUUAGAAGAGUCCAAUUCUGGCCCCCUGAUGAAGAAGCAUAGACGAAAUGGCUUAAGUCGAAGUAGUGGUGCUCGGCCUGCAAAUCUCCCCACAACCUCACAGCGAAAGAACUCUGUUAAACUCACCAUGCGACGCAGACUUAGGGGCCAGAAGAAAAUUGGAAAUCCUUUACUCCAUCAACACAGGAAAACUGUUUGUGUUUGCUGAAAUGCAUCUGGGAAAUGAGGUUUUUCCAAACUUAGGAUAUAAGAGGGCUUUUUAAAUUUGGUGCCGAAGUUGAACUUUUUUUAAGGGGACAAAAUUAAAAGAAUAUACAGUUUGACUUUUUGGAAUUCAGCAGUUUUAUCCUGGCCUUGUACUUGCUUGUAUUAUAAAUGUGAAUUUUAUAGAUGUUAGGGUAUAAGUUGCUGUAAAAUUUGUAUACAUUUGUAUCCACACAAAUUCAGUCUCUUACUCUGAUACACAGUAAUCGUGACAACAGGGCUAAAUGUUUAAAGAAAUCAAAAGAAUCUAUUAGAUUUUAGAAAAACAUUUAAACUUUUUAAAAUGCUUAUUAAAAAAUUUGUAUAAGCCACUUGUCUUGAAAACUGCGCAACUUUUUAAAGUAAAUUAUUAAGCAGGCUGGAAAAGUGAUGUAUUUUCAUAGUGACCUGUGUUUCACUUCAUGUUUCUUAGAGACAAGUAUCUUUCAAACAUUUUUAAUUUCUGAUUUCAUAAUUCAGAACUAAAUUUUUCAUAGAAGUGUUGAGCCAUGCUACAGUAAGUCUUGUCCCAAUUAAAAUACUAUGCAGUAUCUCUUACAUCAGUAGCAUUUUUCUAAAACCUUAAUCAUCAGAUAUGCUUACUAAAUCUUUGGCAUAGAAGGAAGUGUGUUUGCCGAAAACAAUUCCCUUCUUUUUCAUACCAGACCAAUGACAUUAUUAGGUCUUAAAGUAGUUACUACCUUCUCGUGUUUGCUUAAAAUAUGUGAAGUUUUCCUUGCUAUUUCAGUAACAGAUGGUGCUGCAAAUUCCCAACAUGUCUUUAAAUUAUUUUAUAUCAUACAGUUUUCAUUGAUUAUAUGGGUAUACGUUCAUCUAAUAAAUCAGUGAACUGUUCUUCAUGUUG
Sapajus apella (tufted capuchin) is the source of this 2949-nucleotide messenger RNA. RefSeq names its product protein phosphatase, Mg2+/Mn2+ dependent 1D (gene PPM1D). Bases 232 to 2049 code for a protein of 605 amino acids. Gene Ontology annotation, biological process: protein dephosphorylation. The record is from RefSeq and is a predicted model, not a curated record. Gene Ontology annotation, molecular function: cation binding; mitogen-activated protein kinase binding; protein serine/threonine phosphatase activity. Lineage: Eukaryota; Metazoa; Chordata; Mammalia; Primates; Cebidae. The transcript has 6 exons. Gene Ontology annotation, cellular component: nucleus; cytosol.